ACCUGGGAAACUCCUCUAGCCCCAUCUAGGGGCCUCAAAUUACCCCUGACACUGGGAAAUGGACUAAGAGGGUCCACUUUUACCUGGGGUGUUAAAAUUUCUUUGCUGAACUCUGUACUUUGCAAAAAGAUUCCUGUCUUCCCAGGCCUCCCAUUGGCUCUGCAAGGACUAUUUGGGGUUCACAUGGACCUUUCUGCACCAAAGAGGGUACAAAGGAUCAUGAAUCCUCCCACGGCUACCUACAGAUAACGAUCAAGUGCAGCCAGACGCUCCCCGCCCUUCCCAAGCUGGCCUCUGCCUGAACCUCGUCAGCAGUAAGACCCCAAGUCUUCCUAAAACAGUAGGGUUUGGACGGUUCUGAGGAGUCAUCUUUCCAUUCCACAGGUCAUCAAGUCCUGAAGACGGAGAACUGGGGGUCAGGCAGCCCAUGGCCAGAGAGGUCUUCCAAUCACGACUCAGCCAGUGCAAGAUCCUGGAGCUCUCAAAGGACACCAGGGCCCUGAAGGAGGCCUUUGAGGCGGGGGACCUGCCAGCAGUCGCUGCCAAGUUACAAUCUACGCUUCAUUCUCUGGAGAAUGUCCGGCUGGACAUCGGUGUCACCGGGGGGAUGGGCUCAGGCAAGUCCACCUUCGUCAAUGCCAUCCGGGGGCUGGGGGACGAGGACCCCAACUCAGCCCGCACGGGCGUGGUGGAAAUGACCAUGGACCCCACACCAUACCCACAUCCCAAGUACCCCAAUGUUGUCUUCUGGGACCUGCCGGGUGUCGGCACCCCCGCCUUCCGGGCUGACAAAUACUUCCAGCGGGUACAGCUCUUCCGGUAUGACUUCUUCCUCAUCAUUACCUCGGAGAGCUCCACCGCCGACCUCACCGAGCUGGCUCGCGAGAUCCUGCGACAGGGCAAGCGCUUCUACUAUAUUUGCUCCAAGGUGGAUGUGGACAUCGCAGCCUCCCGCAGCCGCCGCCCCAGCUCCUUCUCGGAGGAGAGGGUGCUCAACCAGAUCCGGGACGACUGUGUGCAGCGGCUGGAGGCACAGGGACUCAGGGACCCCGAGGUCUUCCUGCUGUCCAUGUUCGACCUGGGCAAGUAUGACUUCCGCCUGCUGGAGGAGUCGAUGGUGAGGGACCUUGAGAGUCAAAAGCGGCAUGCGUUCCUGGUGGCCCUGCCCAACGUCUCCAAGCCCACACUGGAGCGGAAGGCGGCCUCGCUGAGGCAGCACAUCUGGCUGGUGGCCACGGUGGCCUGCGGGGCCAACCCAAGGCCCGUGCCAGGCCUGCCGGAGGUGAUGUGUGACCUAUACAUGCUCACCCAGGCCCUGGAGGGUUACCGCCACAGCUUCGGCCUGGACGGGGGAUCCCUGGUCAGGCUGGCGGAGCAGACAGGCCAGCCCUUGCACAAGAUCGUGCAGGUGCUACAGGGCCCGAAGACCAAGGUCACCGAGGCGCUGGUGGCAGAGCUGCUGGGUCAGGCCUCCGGGGAUGCCUCGGCCUUCAGCCAGAAGCUCCUCAACGUGCCCAUCCUUGGCUCCCUGGCCUCCUGCAGCCUGUCCUUCGCCACCGUCUACUGGAUGCUCCGCACCUCCCUGGACACGGCUGUCAGUGAUGCCCAGAGUGUGCUGGUUCAGGCCUCCCUCGACAGCCCCAACCGCAGGCUCCCGGAUGGAUCGGAUCAGUGGUCCCAGCCCGGCACCUAGGCCAGCCAGAGGUGGCAGCGAGGGGCUGGGAGCCUGCAGGCUCUGCCUGUGUCCAGGCUGGGGGGGUGUUGGGGGAGGAGAAGGAAGAAACUCCAGCUCCAACUGUCCUGGA
Molecule: messenger RNA, 1805 nt
Organism: Odocoileus virginianus texanus
Lineage: Eukaryota; Metazoa; Chordata; Mammalia; Artiodactyla; Cervidae
Source: RefSeq, a predicted model, not a curated record